This is a messenger RNA of Cutaneotrichosporon oleaginosum, 1144 nucleotides long. RefSeq lists its product as uncharacterized. Gene Ontology annotation, cellular component: proteasome regulatory particle; proteasome complex. Gene Ontology annotation, molecular function: metallopeptidase activity; protein binding. Gene Ontology annotation, biological process: proteasome-mediated ubiquitin-dependent protein catabolic process. NCBI's taxonomy places the organism in Eukaryota, Fungi, Basidiomycota, Tremellomycetes, Trichosporonales, Trichosporonaceae. The record is from RefSeq and is a predicted model, not a curated record.
UCCACCUCGAAUUCGGUGUGCAUCGCCAACAACAACACUACGCCUUCCUCCUGCCCACAAUGCCGGGCCUCACUACUGCUCAGGUCAACGAGCUCUCCGCGACCAAUGUCGUUAUCCACCCCCUCGUGCUCCUCUCCGUGGUCGACCACGCCUCGCGUGUGCCCCUGUCAAACAAGAAGCGCGUGCUCGGCGUGCUGCUAGGCCAGGACGAUGGCAACACGAUCAAUGUCGCCAACUCAUUCGCGGUGCCAUUCGAAGAGGACGAGAAGGAUCCCAAGACAUUCUUCCUCGACCUCGACUACGUGGAGGAGAUGUGGGGCAUGUUCCGGAAGGUCAACGCCAAGGAGCGCCCAAUAGGCUUCUACCACACUGGGCCACGUCUGCGCUCAUCCGACCUCGAAAUCACUGAGCUGUUCAAGCGCUUCUGCCCUCGCCCCGUGAUGGUGAUUGUGGAUGUCCGCGCGCACGGCGGUCGCGGCGACACUGGUAUCCCGACGGAUGCGUACUUUGCGGUGGAGGAGAUUCGCGAUGACGGGACUGCGACCCAGCGGACGUUCACGCAUGUGUCUACGUCGAUUGAAGCCGAAGAAGCUGAGGAGAUUGGUGUCGAGCACUUGUUGCGCGACGUCACUGCAGCUGGCGGCGCGGCAUCAAGCUCGCUCCUCACGACGCAGACUCUGUCGAACCGCGUGUCGUCACAGCUUGAGUCGCUGCGGGGAUUGCACGCCCGUUUGGGCGAGAUCUCAGAGUAUCUGAACGACGUGCGCAAGAACAAGCUGCCGGUCAACCACCAGAUCAUCUACCAGGUGCAGGAGAUUGUCGGGCUGUUGCCGCAGCUCGGCGGAGAUGUCAACCUCGGCAAGGCGUUCCGUGUGCAGGUCAACGAUCAGAACGUCAUGAUGUACCUGGGGCUUAUCAUCCGCACUGUGCUGGCGCUGCACAACCUCAUUGACAACCGCAUCGCCAACGUCCAGCAGGAGAUUGACGACUCGAAGUCGCCAGAGGAGAAGCGGAACGAGGCGGCCGCCGAGGCGGCGGGCGUCAAGGCUGAGGACGUCAAGCGUGCCAAGGAGGAGAACGCGGACGAGGACGCUGAUAGCAAGUAGCGGGGGUGUACCAUUAUGCAUUGUGACGAUAUGUCGAG